Messenger RNA from Paramuricea clavata, 4043 nucleotides. NCBI's taxonomy places the organism in Eukaryota, Metazoa, Cnidaria, Anthozoa, Malacalcyonacea, Plexauridae. The record is from the annotation of a GenBank genome assembly.
CCAAUAUCAAAUUGCGUAAUAUUGUAAAUGCAGUGAUUUCUGCUCCAUAUUUUUUCAGCGCAAAUAAUAAAUAUAAGUUUUGUGCAAAGAAAAAUGAGCAAAACAGUUAGCAGGGAAGCGAUUUUGAGGGUUCUCAGGCUUCUUAGUGGAACACAGUAAGUAUAAUAUUGAAUGCAUUUGUGAAUUUGUCAAAUUCAUACUGUUCACAAACUACACAAAGUAUUUAUACUAAAAUCUGCUCUAUUUUAGAUGCAGCUGCCCAGCUCAUUCACAAGCCUUCAGUCACCAUGGUAAGUUGAAAAAUUUGCAAUAACUCUAUAGUUGUAGUGGGGCCCACUGGGGGCGGUUUAUAUGACUCCCGGAUAUAUGUGGGAAGUUCCGUGGUACGUCACGCCUGUGAUUCCAUGAUGGGAUCCAGAACCAGGACACAGAAUACUACACAGAAGUUCAUCUCCAUUGCUUUUAGCGUAAGCUCUAUUCGUCAUGAUUCGUCACUCAGCAAGUACCGUAAACAGAAGCAGUUCCCCCCUGGAAAUACUAAAAAUGGGCACAUGUCCAGGGGGGACUGCUUUUGUUUACGGUACUUGCUGAGUGACGAAUCAUGAUCAAUGACGCUUACACAGUAUUCUGUGACCAGGAUAUCCAUUUGGUCAUUCCGAUCCUCAAGUAAAAAUUUCUGAAUAACUGGAACAAUUUUUUCAGGGCAUCGACAUGCAUCCGUACCAUCUGCUGAAGUACAACAGAGCAAGGAAUAUGCAUUUGAGGUGAAAUAUUACUAACCUUGAUACAAAUCUUAUCCCAUUAAGGUCAAUGCAGAUAGAAAUAAUCAUAUUAAAAUAGACCAGAAUAUUAAUAAUCAAUUGGAAAGUCUUUCAAAGCAAAUUCACUCUUUCUUUUUUGGCAGUUUGGUCACAAACCAGCCAGCUUAGCCAGACUAUCGUCCCAUGUUGGUUGUGUGCAACCCAUUGAGCUACAACGCACCCUAAUUUGAUAAACUUUGGUAAAAUUAUGUUUAUCUUUCUUUUGGUACAGAUGGCAUCGUCCAGUAUACGCUAUGGUGCAGGGGUUACCCAGGAAGUUGGCAUGGUAUGUAUGUUAUGGUGACAUGAUUAAAUGUCAUAUAUUAUGAAAAUAUUGAACUUUGAGAGACCUCUGUUUCAACUCCAAAUGUGUAGAUGUUUUUUGUUUUCAUUGACAGGAUUUUAAGAACAUGGGGGCGAAAAAUGUUUGUGUUGUUACUGACAAGAAGGCAAGUUAAUUGAUAUACAUGUUUUGCAUUUGAGCAGCGCUUGAGAUGUUAGACAGAGCCAUGGAGCUACACUACCUCCGUAGACUAGGGGGCAUAUUAAACACAGAGCACAUGUAUAAUAGAUUCUUUGGGGCUCUAUCUUUGUCUAUAGGAGAUUCUCCUUGCAAGCAUGGGAGAUUUUGUCUAGUGCUGGAAAACCAAUUACGUCUGCUCUAGAUCCAGACCAACAAAAAGCACGUACAUUCAUUGAUUCUAGGGUAACCAAAUAUCUUUAGGGAAACCAGAUUAGGUUUCCACAAAACUAGGUUUUUAUGGUAAUGCAACGAUAUAAUUACCCAAGUUAGGUUAACUACCGUACUGUCAGACAGCCUGUCAGUUUGGACAAAAAUAAAUUAGACAACUAUUUGUUAAAUUCAUUUAUUAGUUGAGUGAGCUACCACCAGUGUUUGAAGCUCUGAACUCAUUGUGCGUCCAUGGAGUGAAACACAAUGUUUUUGAUAAUGUCAGAAUUGAACCCACUGAUGAAAGGUAAUACACAUUUGUGGCCAUUGUCUGAUGGCAAGUGAAUUUUAUGCAGGGCAACUAAUUCUCAUGUCCAACUUGCCCUGGCAAGUAGUCAAAAAAGUAAAGUUACACCAGUGAACUUGUUAACAAGCUUGCUACAAACCUAUUGGAAACACAUCUUGUUGUGAAGUUGUUGGAACAGCAUUGUGACAACUUGUUAACAAGCUUGCUACAAACCUGUUGAGAAAAUAUCUUGUUGACAAGUUGUUGGAACAGCAUUGUCACAACUUGUUAACAAGCUUGCUACAACCUGUUGAGGAGACAUCUUGUUGACAGGAACAGCAUUUUCACAACUUGUUAACAAGCUUGCUACAAACCUGUCACGAAAAGUCUUGAUGACAAGUUGUUGGAACAGCAUUUUCACAACUUGUUAACAAGCUUGCUACAAACCUGUCACGAAAAGUCUUGUUGACAAGUUGUUGGAACAGCAUUGUCACAACUUGUUAACAAGCUUGCUACAAACCUGUCACGAAAAGUCUUGUUGACAAGUUGUUGGAACAGCAUUGACACAACUUGUUAACAAGCUUGCUACAAACCUGUCACGAAAAGUCUUGUUGACAAGUUGUUGGAACAGCAUUGUCACAACUUGUUAACAAGCUUGCUACAAACCUGUCACGAAAAGUCUUGUUGACAAGUUGUUGGAACAGCAUUGUCACAAUUUGUUAACAAACUUGCUACAAACCUGUUGAGGAGACAUCUUGUUGACAGGAACAGCAUUGGAACAACUUGUUAACAAGCUUGCUACAAACCUGUCGCGGAAAGUCUUGUUGACAAGUUGUUGGAACAGCAUUGACACAACUUGUUAACAAGCUUGCUACAAACCUGUCGCAAAAAGUCUGGAUGACAAGUUGUUGGAACAGCAUUGUCACAACUUGUUAACAGGCUUGCUACAAACCUGUCGCGGAAAGUCUUGAUGACAAGUUGUUGGAACAGCAUUGUCACAACUUGUUAACAAGCUUGCUACAAACCUGUCACGAAAAGUCUUGUUGACAAGUUGUUGGAACAGCAUUGUCACAACUUGUUAACAAACUUGCUACAAACCUGUUGAGGAGACAUCUUGUUGACAGGAACAGCAUUGGAACAACUUGUUAACAAGCUUGCUACAAACCUGUCGCGGAAAGUCUUGUUGACAAGUUGUUGGAACAGCAUUGUCACAACUUGUUAACAAGCUUGCUACAAGCCUGUUGCGGAGACAUCUUGUUGACAAGUUGUUGGAACAGCAUUCCAGGUGAUCUUGAUACGCGGAAAAGUACUGGCACUAGUUGUCAAAUAGAAAUCCAUUUUAUGAUUAAAACAACUGAAUAUCUCCUGUAAUAUACUUUAUUUCGAUUCCAUAUUUUUGUCAGAGCUAUAGUUCUAUAACCAAACAUAAUUACAAAAUUUCAACUAGUUUCAUAAAGAAUAACGAAAGAUAUAAUUGACUGAAUACAUCAAAAUGGAUUUCUAUUCGGACAACCCUUUCUGAGCGCUGAUUGGCUAAAAUACGAACACGAGAUCACCUGGUUGUCACGACUUGUUAAGAAGCUUGCUACAAACCUGUCGCGAAAAGUCUUGAUGACAAGUUGUUGGUGUCACCUUCAUUGGCAGUCCAAGGCUAUCUCCCUGUGGAAAAUUUAGACCAUGUGGCACUUCCAGGCAUUUUGAUUUCCGUUUAGAGAUUUUGUCAUAUUUUAAAUAUGUACCGUUAACAAAGAAUAUCAUGUGAAAUGUAUGUUUUUAAAACAAGAAAUCUUUCUCCUGAUAUUUCUGUUCUGAAGAUGAAAUAUUUUUGUUAUAAUUUGUCUACACUAAUUUUGCCGUUACAUCCACAAUAUUUCGCGAAGCAUGCCCAGUGAUUGUGGCGACCAUCACUAAGUUGCUGUGACGAGAGCUCUGCCACUAUGUCACAAAUUUAGUUGCGGCUGUCACAAUUUCACAAUGUAAUGUUUUUAGUUUCCAGGAGGCGAUCAACUUUGCAAAGGAAGGUGAUUUUGACUGUUUUCUAGCAGUAGGGGGUGGAUCCGUCAUGGACACGGCCAAAGCCGCAAACCUCUACUCAAGUUGCCCCGAAAAUGAGUUCUUGGAUUUUGUGAAUGCUCCGAUUGGGAAAGGUCUACCUGUGACGAAACCACUGAAGCCGCUGAUUGCAAGUGAGUUAAUAUUUUAUGUUUCCACCUUUGUGUGUUUGGUUGUUUGUCUGUCUGUGAGCAUGAAACAGUGAUUCGUGCUCACAGACGGCCUUGCGAUUUCG